Molecule: messenger RNA, 2333 nt
Organism: Salvia miltiorrhiza (redroot sage)
Lineage: Eukaryota; Viridiplantae; Streptophyta; Magnoliopsida; Lamiales; Lamiaceae
Product: protein NRT1/ PTR FAMILY 2.11-like
Exons: 4
Coding region: 439-2238 (599 amino acids)
Biological process (GO): transmembrane transport
Cellular component (GO): plasma membrane
Molecular function (GO): transmembrane transporter activity
Source: RefSeq, a predicted model, not a curated record
CAUACUUAUAAUAUUGGAGCAAUAGAAUGUCCCAUCUUAUCCCAUAUUUUACAGUAGAGUGGUGCAAUAAAACACGAGAUCUCCAAUAUCGGAACCAAAAUUACCGUUUAAACUAAUUCACAGACACAGUGUAGAUGGAUGAUGAAUGAUGAUCCCAAAUCUCAAAUCUCUGUCAUUUUCCCCAAUUUUUGUCGCUCUGACAAAAUUCCACAACCAAAUUUUGGCGUUUGAGCAAAGCUCAUGUGCACCCCACUUACAAACUACUCAUCUCUUUUCUUUUCCUACAGUGAACGUGUAAGACAGCGACACCCAUAAAAGGUUUCAUUAUAUAUUAAUUCGAGGCUAGGACAGACAACGUCGACAAAUUGCCCACGCUUUUGAGCUGCUGCUCUUCUCCUUCCCUCUCUUCUCACAUCCAUUUCUGCACACUGGAGAAAUAUGGCCGGAAAUGGCCACGGAUCUCAGAUCAGGCACAAGAUCGAUGAUCAGGAAAUUGUGGUCGGAGAUGAUGAGGAGCCUGAGGUUAAUUACAGAGGAAUCAGAGCCAUGCCUUAUAUCAUAGGAAAUGAGACGUUUGAGAAGCUUGGAGCAUUAGGGACACUAGCCAAUCUUCAGGUAUACUUAACCACCGUUUUCAACAUGUCGCGCGUUUCCGCAACCACGCUUCUUAGCAUCUUCAGCGGCACCACCAACUUCGCCACUCUACUCGGAGCCUUCUUCUCCGACGCCUAUUUCGGCCGCUACAAGACCCUCGGAUUCGGCUCCGUCGCUUCCUUCCUGGGACUGCUGGUGAUAACGAUGACGGCGGUGUUCAAGAGGCUGCACCCGCCGCAUUGCGCGUCGGACGCGGAGAGGUGCGUGGGGGCGACGGCGUGGCAGAUGGCGGUGCUGCUGUUCGGGUUCGGGCUGAUGAUCGUGGGGGCGGGGGCGAUCCGGCCGUGCAACCUGGCAUUCGGGGCGGAUCAGUUCAACCCGAAGACGGAGGCCGGAAAGAGGGGGAUCGACAGCUUCUUCAACUGGUACUUCUUCACGCUGACGUUCGCGCAGAUGGUGUCGGUGACGCUGGUGGUGUACGUGCAGUCGGACGUCAGCUGGCCGAUCGGCCUCGCCAUCCCAACGCUCUUCAUGCUCAUCUCCUGCUUCCUAUUCUUCCUCGGGACCAAGAUUUAUGUGAUCGUCAAGCCCGAGGGGAGCUUCCUCACCAGCUUGGCGCAGGUCGUGGCGGUCGCCGCCAGGAAGCGCCGCCUCAAGCGCCCGCACCAGCCGUGGCUCACCCUCCACAAGUACGCGCCGCCCAAGUCCAUCAACUCUAAGCUUCCCUAUACCGAUCAGUUCAGAUUCCUGGACAAGGCGGCGAUGAUAACCCCAGGUGACGAGAUCAACCCCGACGGGUCGCCGGCGGACCCGUGGCGGCUGUGCAGCCUGCAGCAAGUGGAGGAGACCAAGUGCGUGCUGCGCGUGAUCCCGAUAUGGGCGGCGGCCAUCCUCUACCACGUCGGCGAGAAGCAGCAGUACAUCGUCUUCCAAGCCAUGCAGUCCGACCGCCACCUCGGCGGCGGCGGCUUUCAGAUCCCGCCGGCCACCUACAACAUCUUCUCCAUGCUCACCCUCACCUUGUGGGUCCCCGUCUACGACCGCGCGGUGGUCCCCCUCCUCCGCCGCGUCACCGGCAAGCCCAGUGGCAUCACCGUGCUCCAGCGCAUCGGCAUUGGCAUCUUCCUGACCAUCGUGGAGUCCCUCGUGGGGGCCUUCGUGGAGGAGCGGCGCCGCUCCCUGGCCACGGCCCAGCCCGUCGCGCACUCGCACCGCGGCGCCGUGUCGUCGAUGUCGGCGAUGUGGCUGGUGCCGCAGCUGGUGCUGGCGGGGCUGGCGGAGUCGUUCUCGGCGAUCGGGCAGGUGGAGUUCUUCUACAAGCAGUUCCCGGAGAAUAUGAGGAGCAUCGCCGGCUCCUUCUUCUUCUUGGGCACCGCCGCCGCCAAUUACUUGAACGGGUUGCUGAUAACGGUGGUGCACCGCACGACGGAGGGGUCGCCGGCGGGGAACUGGCUACCGGAGGAUUUGAACAAGGGGAGGUUGGAUUACUUCUACUACCUCGUGGCGGGGCUCUGCUUCUUGAAUUUUGGGUAUUUUGUGAUGUGUGCGAGGUGGUACAAUUAUAAAGGGAGUGGGGAGAGCGUGGAGCAUCAGAUGGCGGAGAAGGAGAAGAUUGAUAGGGAUUUGGAUUCCAGAGUUGUGUGAAUGGUUUUUUCUUUUCUCUUAGGCUGGAUUUUGUAUCACAAGAUUGUAUUAUGGAGAUAUCAGAUAUAUAUAUGUAUACGUAAAAUAUGACACAU